This is a messenger RNA of Candidula unifasciata, 420 nucleotides long. Lineage: Eukaryota; Metazoa; Mollusca; Gastropoda; Stylommatophora; Geomitridae. The record is from the annotation of a GenBank genome assembly.
AUGACAGCAUUUUGUUGUCCCACUGUUAACUGUUACAGGACAACAAGCAUGUUCCAUGUAGCCCAUGAAGCUAACUGGAGUGUCGGGGAACGUUCGGCAGCUUUCAGACUCAAGAUAGAAGGCCAAGACAACAUUUAUAUUGAGAACAGAAUUCCACUCGGCGCUAGCAACCCUUAUCUAAGAAAACUUCCAUUGCCUGAAGCUUAUGAAUCCAAAUGCAUGCUUCCAACUGACUUAGAGACUGCCCUUCGGACUUUAGAGGCUGAUACUGUUCUUACAGAAGCAAUGGGCAGUAAACUCGUGCAAUAUUUUUGUUUUGUUAAGAGAAAGUUUGAACUGGAGGAGUUUGCAGCCGCUGGAAAUCUUAGUGACGAAGAGCUGCUUAAAAUGGAAAAUGAGUAUUAUUUCCACAAUGUUUGA